This is a messenger RNA of Schistosoma mattheei, 1788 nucleotides long. NCBI's taxonomy places the organism in Eukaryota, Metazoa, Platyhelminthes, Trematoda, Strigeidida, Schistosomatidae. The record is from the annotation of a GenBank genome assembly.
AUGAAUUCAACUGAUGUAAUUGCCAUAGGUAAAGAAAUUUGUGAGAUGCCAACUGGAGAGGAUGUUGAAGAAGAAUUCGAACUUCUAGAUGUUUAUGAAGAACCAGAGGAACCAGAUGAUGCUGCUAUGAUCCAACAAUCUGAUUGUAAAUUUCCUAUACUCCAGUUCUCUGAGCCGGAUAACUUUGUUAAAACUAAAAGUAUAUCUCUAUCGGCUACACCUGAACAAGCUGGUUUUGCGGUGACUCCUAUGUCACAUGUCAAUUAUAGUUCAUCAGCGACGUAUAUGGGUGCAUAUCAUUCUCAUCCUGUUAUUACAAAUAAAUCGCUAUAUCCGUAUCCUAUUUUCCCAAAUGUACAGAUACAAAAUCCCUUCAGGAAUCAUGGUCAUUUAUUAACCGACUAUUCUUCACCAUCUCAUUCACAUCUUCGCCAAAAUGUUGACGCAACUCCACCUCAGUCGUCCUCACGCGCUUAUAUACCACAUUCUCUUCAUCCUUCAGAAGACCCUCCCCCACCUUAUAGACCAUAUAUUCCGACUCGCUGUGACCCUGAACAAACUCAAGAAUUAGGAACUUCACCUGAUUCAUCUACAAAACCUCGAAAAGAAUUGUCUCAACCUAGUAAUAUCACAAAUAACGGAGCUAUCCAAGAACUCACUUCAGCGACCAAGGCAUCAAAUCUCAAUCCCGAUCGCCUCAAAGUUUGUGGUGGAUCUAAUAACAACAAUAUUUCUCGAGAAACUCGAACUCCGCCUCAUCGAGGUCGUAGUCCACACGCCCUUCCACAUCCAUUAGAGCACUAUCAACGUUAUCUUAAUUCUGCUCUUAACUCUGAAAAUGAAACAAGUAAAAAUGAUACGUCUAAACAAUUUACUGACAGACCUCUUGAAACGCAUGACACUUUACCGAAUAAUCAGUCAUCUCUUAAUGCUUCUAAGACUGAUAAAGUUGAAACUCAUAUUUCUCCCGUUAGUGACAAUCUUCAUAAUGAAAUGCCUUUCGUUAGUCCAUCUGCUGAAGAUCUUGAUACUCGUAUUGCACGGUUGUAUGAUUUAGCCAUGCGUAAAAAUAGCAUAACAGUAUCAAAUACUGCUGUAGAUAUAUCUAAUGAAAAUAAAUCACAAAAACCCACUGCCAAUCCAAUUAUUUCUCCCCCACCUCCUCCACCACCACUUCCUACGUCUCAACGCAUACUAUUCACACAUAGACCACAAAAUCCAAUUCAUUCGAAUCUAUCUAAAUGUCUGACUCCUUUAUCGUCUUCACAACAGGAACUGCGACUGUCAUCUCAUAAGAUAAAUGACAACAACAGGAAUCUUGAAAAUAACAUAGGACAUCGAGGACCUACCAAUCGCAGCAAUCAAAUUAGUUCUAGCUCUUUACAUGAACAAAUUCAGUAUUUACCAUCUGGUUCUCAUCCUUCUGGCCCUGAUAAUAUUGUGAUUAAUCCUAACAUUUCAUGUGAAAUGUCAUUUAAAGUAUCUGAACAACAAACUAGAAAUAUCCCUAUUUCUGAUUCUGCUCUUGGAUUUUCUGGUAUUAGCUUAGAUUCUAUACAUCCCGCAACGCACUCAUAUCCAAGACGACCUUUGAAUAACCAUCCACAAAGUACCCGUCAUUAUCCUGUGAACCCGGCACAUAAUUAUCAAACAACACCAACAACACAUCCUCACUUUCAACGUUCUAAUUCAAAUCGUAUGAAGUUGAAUAGUGAUCCAUUGCUCUCUGGUCGCCGUCAUUCAGACAGAGAUGAUGAUCGAGAUAUUUAUUCAAUGCUUGGUGUUUGA